Symbiodinium pilosum is the source of this 898-nucleotide messenger RNA. The record is from the annotation of a GenBank genome assembly. Lineage: Eukaryota; Dinophyceae; Suessiales; Symbiodiniaceae.
GUUUCUUCAAAUCCAUGACAAUGCAGAUAAAACCAAGAUCGAGGAAGCACCUGUUGACGCAUUUGCGGCGAUCUACUACGACUCGAAACUGAGUCGGGAGAUUGCUCUGCAAGAGAUGCGAGAUGCUGCCAAGAGUCGGGGAGACGGCUUGGCGAGCUUGAUUUCAAAUGAUGAUACCUACCCAGAUGCUUACGGCGCGCACGUGCCGGAGAUUCUGCUGCGCGAGGUCUACAUCGACAAGCAGGACAUCCAGUUCCAGGCGGGCUGGGAGACAGGCCGCCAGUCGGAGCCUGCCUUCAUGGACAUGAACCUGCAUGCGGUCAGAGACGAGAGCAGCAAUCCACGAGUAGUGCUCUUCCAGUAUGACGCUACCAACCCCAUGAAUCCUCAUGCUCUCCUGAUUGCGUAUGCUGAGGAGUGGAGGAUGCCCAACAGCAGCAAAGUAGUCCGAACUGUGAAGCCCGUGGUCUCCGAUUUCGACACUUUCACGGUGGGCAGUCGGGGAGUGCGGUAUGAGCCUUUGCCGCCCGAGCAGAUUGAGCUGGAGCUGUGGAGCCUGGACCAGACAAGGGAAAUCCUCAGCCAACCUGGCUCCGAAUCGUGGACUUCGCGUUGGCUGAAGGUGCUGAGCGAGGCCGAUAAGCAGGGCCGCCACUUUCACAUCCCUCCGUAUGGGUUUGGUGACCCCACGUCGUAUGGUCUGAUCGAGCAGGUGAUCAAAGCCACCCAGGUAUCUGGUGCAGUCCGCCAUGGCGCAGAAUGCUUCAACUUCUUCUUCCCGCAGGAGUUGGAUACUGAGUAUCUGAUCGUUUGGCAUGGCUUCAGUGGCAAGCCCUGGGAGCCUUGCCAGGUGCUGCCGGAGGUUGACUGGAAUACCACGAUCGGGCAGGUCUUCUGA